AUGUCGGGUUUUACAUGUCCCCCAGAUGCUGGCAGCUGUGUGGUUCGCCAGUCCAAUGCAAGUGCCUUCUGCCGGCAGUGCAAGAGCUUCUGUACGACGUGUACAACUCACACAGCUCCCCCACCAAGAACCGUGGCUUCUCCUCCUCCAUCGCCGCCGCCCCUACCACCCACUAGACUCAGCAGCCCUCCAACCCCAUCCUCCUCGCCCCCCUCGUCGCCCUCCCCCCCUGACGCCUCCUCCCCCUCCGGCCUGUCCGUGGGAGCUAUCAUCGCCAUUGUGGCAGCAACCGUCCUGAUGCUGCUGCUCGUGCUCGCCUCUGCUUGGUGGUUUGCCGCACGCACCAGAGCCUCCAACAGAGCCGCACUCUCUGGCUUGCAGAACGCACCCACGCCGUGCCGGCAGUACUCGCUGGCUGUGGUGGCUCGUUCAACCAACAACUGGUCCAAGGAGUGCCUGCUUGGGUCGGGCGCGUAUGGAGACGUGUACCGCGGGGUGGCUCAAAUGGCCACGAAGCACCACCCCAAUCUGGUGCGGCUGCUGGGGUUUGCAGUGGGUGGUGAUGUGAACACGCGGGUGGAAAAUGUCCUCAUUUAUGAGUUCGUUGCCAAUGGCGACCUCCAGCAAUGGAUUGGGCAAGAUGCGCCCACAAGUCUGACUCUACUGCAGCGGGUGAACAUCUUACUAGGGGUGGCACGUGGGUUAGAGUAUCUCCACAGCUUUGGCAUCGUGCACCGGGACAUCAAGCCAGCCAACAUCCUCAUUGAUGCUCACAUGCAGGCCAAGGUGGCUGACUUUGGACUGGUGCGUGAGGGGGACAGCACUCCAAUGGGCUAUACACGAGUGCUGGGAACGGUGGGGUGUGAUGCUGACGUGUACACGUGUGAUGCUGUUGUGUGCAGGUAUGAUGAUGUUGUGGAUGGGUGGGAUGAUGGUUGA
Messenger RNA from Closterium sp. NIES-65, 939 nucleotides. NCBI's taxonomy places the organism in Eukaryota, Viridiplantae, Streptophyta, Zygnematophyceae, Desmidiales, Closteriaceae. The record is from the annotation of a GenBank genome assembly.